Syzygium oleosum is the source of this 2141-nucleotide messenger RNA. RefSeq lists its product as uncharacterized. The transcript is spliced from 11 exons. The record is from RefSeq and is a predicted model, not a curated record. Bases 316 to 2034 code for a protein of 572 amino acids. Lineage: Eukaryota; Viridiplantae; Streptophyta; Magnoliopsida; Myrtales; Myrtaceae.
ACCAACGCAUUGCAUGCUGUCCCAUUUAUUUGUUUAACCCUUUUUCUUUUAUCGCUCCUGAGGUUUGUAUUCAACCAAGGUGCAAAAUUUGGCAGAUGAAGAAGGACACAAAUUGAUUCGGCUCUUACAAAACCUGUUGGCGUGACCAGUCUUUCUCAACCCGAGCUGUGUGUUGUGCAUGACAUUGAAGAAGUGGCGGGGUUGAGUUUGGUUUCAAACAUAUAAGCCUCAAGGACAUCACAGUUUGAAGAGGAAAACCAGAGCAACAAGCAUUAAUUGGUGUGCCGGUUACCAGACUUGGUAAGGCAGAACAAAAUGGGACAGCUCAGAGGCUCUGUUGGAACCAUGGGAAAAAAGGACUCACAACAUGAGAUUGAAACAUCAUUGAAGGAGGAGAUUCUGCACCUUCAAGAACAACUUCAGGACCAAUUUGUGAUGCGGAAUGCAUUAGAGAAGGCAUUGACUCGUAGGCCCUAUUUCUCCCAUGGUACAUCUCAAAAGACAAUCCCCAAGGAUGCAGAGCAGCUGAUUGUAGAAACCGCAGUGUUAGAAUCAGAAGUCGCGUACCUGGAAAAGUACCUUCUCACCUUGUAUCGUAACAAGUUCAAUGAACAACCUUCACAUUUAUUCACUGAGGAUGAGCUCAAGUCGACCUCCAUCGCUCAUGGGAAAGUGAGUCCGCCAAUUCACAGACAUAAUAGUACACUGGAGAGAGAGAAUUCCUUUUCUCAUUUAAGUCGGCGUCCUCCUUGUUUGCCUCGUCGGUCCAUUGGGAGUCCUUUGAAAGAAGAAGAGAACAUUUGGGCUCCAAAAAAUCUAUCAGAUGUCGGUAUUCACCGUUGCCAGUCCUCACUAUCUCAGCGCUCAUCUCAUCCAAACAGAGAUUCACAUCCAGAAAAUUCAUUUGCUAGAGUUGUAGAUUCAUACCACUCCCUCCCUUUGUCCAUGUUGGAGCGAGUGCCGUGUACGACUUCGAAAUCAAUUAGUUUGGCAGACUAUCUCGGGACGAGCAUAACUGAUCAUGUCCUAGAGACGCCAAACUGGCUAUCCGUAGAGAUGGUCAAGUCCAUCUCAGCAAUAUACUGUGAGCUGGCCGAGCCACCUUUGACAAACUAUUAUUUCCUGUGCUCUCCAAAUUCACCAUCUUCGUACAUAGUGGACCAAUAUCCUUCGGGAGAUCUUGGUGACAUGCAGAGCUCACACCACUGCAGAUAUUCCUCCUUCAAUUCCCAUUUUGGUAACCCUUUUCACGUGGAAGGCUCAAGAGAAUUCAGCGGACCUUACAGUACUAUGCUCAAAGUGCAAUCAAUCUCCAGUGAUGCUGAAAGGAUGAAAAGCAUUGAGUACAUGCUGCGGAAGUACAGGUCAAUCGUACAUCAAUUGCGACGAGUCAAUCCCAGUAAGCUGAAUCAUGAGGAGAAGCUCGCCUUUUGGAUUAAUGUGCACAAUGCCCUAGUGAUGCAUGCAUUUUUGGCUCAUGGCAUUCCGCAAAACAAACUGAAGAGGAUGUCUCUGCUACUCAAGGCUGCAUAUAACAUUGGAGGGCACACCAUAAGCGUAGACACAAUUCAAAACAGUAUUUUGCAAUGCAGGCUGCUUUGUCCGGGAAAGUGGCUGCGGUUACUAUUGCCAUCCAAGCAGAAAUUUAAAGUCGAUAGUCUGCCGAAAGCAUAUGAGAUCGACCAUCCCGAACCACUCUUACAUUUUGCACUCUGUUUGGGAAGCCGCUCUGAUCCUGCAGUUCGCAUGUUCAGGUCUGACAAAGUGUUUCAGGAGCUGAAAGUCGCAAAGGAAGAGUACCUCCGAUCAAACUUCAGAUUGUUUAAGAAAAGGAUCAUCCUACCAAAACUUGUCGAUACUUACACCAAGAGCUCGGGUUUGAGCGCGGCCAACCUGCUGAUGAUCCUCAACCAUUGCUUGCCAGAUUUUCAUGUAAAUAGCUUCCAACAGUUUCACAACAAGUCUUGGAAGAGCUUCGAAUGGACAACUCAAAACUUCGACUUUCAGUAUCUUUUCUCGAGCGAGUUAGCAUAGCAAAUCUUAAGAGACUUCUUAUGCUAAGUAAUGAGGUCAUUGCUUUGAAUGACAGAUGAAUCACAGCUUAAGCAUUUCCCUCUUCACUAUUUUAUAAAAGCCAGUUC